AUGACGAGCAUUGAUAAGGACAGUUUCUCGCUGAGUGCCCUCGGCCACCAAGCGCAAAGCCAGCGCUUGUCUGCACCUCACCACUCCAUCUCGUGCGUCAGCCGAGAUGCACGGCAGAAUGUGUUCAUUACGGAGCACCAUAUCAAGCCAAACCGCUUGGGGCGAGAGUCACCAAAAGUGGACACGGUGAACUUGCCGUCCACGCUAGACACGAAUCUGGCAACGACGACUGGCCUCGGAUAUGGGGGUAGGUCGGAUUUCACCGCUCAGAAGGUGGAUCCGGAAAGCAUCCCCACCAACGAUGCCAUGAACCUUCUGCCGGAUGGUCAGCAGUUCAAGUACAAACGGGAGCCGAAGAUCGUCAUCGGCACUGAGCCCCGCUUCAGCUUGAAGGAGUCCACCCUUCUGAAGACCCACAAGGCCGCCUUCUUCGGCAGAUCCUCGCCGGGACCCGCCGCCGUGGGCGAUCAGUUUGGUCCAAAGUUCGAGGCCACGAAGCCGCGCAUGGCGGCGGCCUUUCCCUUCGCUCACAAGACCAAGCUUGUUUGGCCAGGGGUCUACAACAACCCACCCGAGGCCACGGCACGGGUGUUUUCUUCUUGGCCCUUGGCCGGAAGUCCUUCGAUCGAGAAUGACUUCAGGAGUUGCUUUGUUGUUUUUCCUCUGUUUUUCGUGUACCAGAGCAACUACAAGUGUGGCCAAAUGUGA
This is a messenger RNA of Symbiodinium sp. CCMP2592, 708 nucleotides long. The record is from the annotation of a GenBank genome assembly. NCBI's taxonomy places the organism in Eukaryota, Dinophyceae, Suessiales, Symbiodiniaceae.